UCUCAGGUCUAGACAAUGCCAUGAUGAACUCCCUCUGUUAUAACAUGGAAUACAAGUGGGAUAUAUGCACAUAGCUAUGAUAAGAUUAUUCAUAUUCAGCUGCAGGGCAUUACAUCCUGUUCAUUGAACCUGUAUGACAGACCGCAGAGUAAACAGAGAUGGUGCGGACUGGCCCUUUAAGAAGGAUAAAGACGAGUCCCGGCGAGCCGAGCGCAUCGAUGCCGCGCUUUACAUUUGGUUGAUAAUUAACAUUUCUGCUGAGGGAAAUAUUUCACAUUAUCCUUGCCUUCAAAGAGUCGCACGAGUGAAAUCAACAUCGCUAUAUGAAACGACAUCUGGAGCAAUGUGACGCUGUUGACUCUGUUGCUGGUUUGCUCUCUGGUGCGUAAUUGAUGCGAGCAGAGAAUCCUGUGCUGCAGCACUAAAUUUGGCAGAGUCAGGAUCCUCCACAGAUCCUUUUUUCUUCAGGGAGGGGGGAGGGGGGGCACUGCUGGUUUUGAACUUCCUACCUUUGUUGUUUCAGGACAUCCUGAACACCACACAGGCAGUGCCCUCUUAUCUUGCCCUGGAGAGCUGAACUCAAAGAAAGAGUUAUGGAGGACAAACGCAAGAAGCGGAGCCCUAAGGUGUCCCUCCCCCAGCCCCCUCCCCCUCCCAUCAACCCCCGCAAACUCUCUGUCCUGCCUGCCAGUAAAAGUGCCACCUUCUCUCUUGGCCUGCCGCAGCCCCCCUCCCCUAAGAACAGAGGCAAGUACAAGAGGUCUAUAGGAGCACCGGGACAGCCAAAAGAGGUGUUCGCAACCGUCGUAGCUCCACCAAAGAUUACCAGGCCCCACAAGGAGAAGCCCAGGGCCCCCCAGCCAGCAGGACCCAGUAAAGUGGUCCAGUCUUCCCCCCUGCAGCACUCCUUCCUCACAGACGUGUCAGACGUGAGAGAGAUGGAGGGAGGCCUGCUUAACCUCCUCAAUGACUUCCACUCAGGCAAACUGCAGGCUUUUGGUAAGGUGUGCUCCUUUGAGCAGCUGGAGCAUGUGCGUGAGAUGCAGGAGAAGCUGGCUCGACUACACUUCAGCCUGGACAGCCACGUGGAGGAGCUUUCAGAGGAUCAGAGGAAGUGUGCCUCCGACCACAACCUGGAGCACCUGCUGUGUAACCUAGAGGAGCUCAGCACCUCAAUACAAAAGCUCCACCUGGCAGAGAACCAGGACCUGCCCAAGACAUCUGGGCCCUGACAAAGUGAGGUGCAGAGGAGGACAGAUGACCACCAUCUUCUCCCGACAUCUAACCAGUCCAGGUUUCCAUGGCAUUAAUCCAGCUGCCUUAGUAACAGAAUGGAAAGAUCCUCAGGAGGAGGGCCUAUUUUUUUUUCCAUUUGGUCAGUGAAGCCGAGGGAACAAUGCACUGACUGAAAAGCAGCAGAGCAUUAAAUGAACGCUCAACAAUAAUGAUAAACCACCUAUUCAUGGCACAAGAAACGCUCUGAGGGUUUAUUGAAACGUUCUGUUUGAAGAAAUGUGUUCAGGAAGUUCUUGGCUCUGGUUUGUAGUUACGUCACUUAGUCACAAAUAAUCAAAUCCAUGUGAGUGUUUGGUUCUGUUCUGUUCUGUCAGCGCUGUUUUAUCUCACAAAAAGGACUUUUCAUGACUGUUUAACAGCGUGCAUUAUUUCACAUUACAGGCCUGGAGUUUUCAUAAUUUCAUUUUUUCUCUCUGUUUUCGGAAAGGUAAGAAAUUACAGCCAAACUGGAGUAGCAUACAUGCUUGGCCCAUGUUGACACCACUGUGGUUAGCCUUGACCUUUACUGGGAGUUUCACUUUUGCUAUUACCCUGAACACACUCCCUCAUUGUUUUAUAUAUUUCCAUUUGAAGUUUGAUACUGGGGAACAGACUGGAUUUAUUAAAAGCUGGGUGAACCUUUAUAACGGUGCAUUUGAAUGGACCUGUGUGAGGAGAUGUAAUGUAUAACAUGUAUAUUUGAAUAGCUUAUAGGUUAAAUAUUUUUUAUGUUUUGCCAACGUGCAGCAAAGCCACUGUAUAUGUAGACACUGAGGAUUCUUUUUUUAAAUCAGGAUUGCUUUUAGGCUUUGUUUUUUAUUAAGAGGGCUCAUUAGCAGCUUCCCUCCAAGCACAAGCAAGUCCAACCCGCUACUGAAAUGCUGUAAUAUCACCUACUGUAACACUAAGAACACAGGGAGUCUGUCCAGUGUGACACAAGACGGCAUUCACUGUGUCCCAUCACACUGUGUUGGACUGCACAUUCACAGAGUAAUGCAGCUGGCAGCAGUCUCUGUAGAGUAACAUUUCAGAAUGGCAGCUACUUUCAUGGUUUAAAUUGUAGAGGUUUUUCUUUUCCAGAUGCGUCAGCGGUGCAUCUUAGCUGUAAUAAGCAAUCCUGACAAUCAAAUUUAGUGAUCUAGGUGAUUGACCUGAAAUAAAUGAAGCAUGUUAAAGCAUCAAAAUACUAAGCAUUUCAUCAUUAAACGCGUAUGAUGACUUAUUUUUACUGCUUGCUAAGCCUACCUCUUCUCUAAAGCCUUUAACUAAAGUGCUUCUACAGCGACAUGAAACGUUUCCAAUUCUGGUAACUUAAAGAUCCUUCACAGCAGGGCUACAACUCGUUAUAGCGUCAGAACUGAUGACGUUACUGAUUGUUUUCUUUGUUAAUUGAUCUAAACGUAACAAAAAUAUUGUCCUACACCAAAGGGAAAUCACUGCAGUGACAUAACACAGAACAGUAGAUGAAGAUUUAACGUUUAAGAAAACGUUUGAGUUAAAUAAUUAUUGCAGCUCUUAUUCACGGUCAGCCAUUUUCUGUCGUUUGACAUUUUAAGCAGUGCUUGAAAUAAAAAACUAUUAGCUGUGAGCUUAACUUAAGAGCUAGUCUUAGUCAGAGCAUCAGAAAGCUUGUGAAAGAUCUUGUGUUUUCAGUUAUUGUACCCAUUAAUAAAGUCCUUUUUAAAGUUUC
Notolabrus celidotus (New Zealand spotty) is the source of this 2965-nucleotide messenger RNA. RefSeq names its product coiled-coil domain containing 28B (gene ccdc28b). Bases 594 to 1232 code for a protein of 212 amino acids. The record is from RefSeq and is a predicted model, not a curated record. The transcript has 6 exons. Lineage: Eukaryota; Metazoa; Chordata; Actinopteri; Labriformes; Labridae.